Messenger RNA from Henningerozyma blattae CBS 6284, 687 nucleotides. It is a transcript of the gene CBC2, whose product is annotated as nuclear cap-binding protein subunit CBC2. Gene Ontology annotation, cellular component: nuclear cap binding complex. NCBI's taxonomy places the organism in Eukaryota, Fungi, Ascomycota, Saccharomycetes, Saccharomycetales, Saccharomycetaceae. Gene Ontology annotation, molecular function: RNA cap binding. The record is from RefSeq and is a predicted model, not a curated record. The transcript has a single exon. Gene Ontology annotation, biological process: mRNA cis splicing, via spliceosome. The coding region runs from base 1 to 687 and encodes 228 amino acids.
AUGUCCUUGGCAGAAUUCGAUGAAAUCAAAUAUGAUAACUCCGUGGAAAGAUUGGACCGUCCUUCUAAAUAUUUAUUAAGAAAGGCCCGUAAAAAUCAUGCCAACGGUUUAGACGAUUUGCGUCAAUCCAUGAGAAGUUCUACUAUAUAUGUGGGGAACCUAUCAUUCUAUACAUCUGAAGAACAGAUAUACGAGCUAUUCAGCAAAUGUGGUGUUAUUAAGAGAAUCAUCAUGGGGUUGGAUCGUUUCAAGUUCACACCAUGUGGUUUCUGUUUUGUGAUAUAUAAUAAACCAAGGGAAGCUUUAAAUGCUGUCAAGUAUUUAACAGAGACCAAAUUAGACGAUAGAAAUAUUUCAAUUGAUUUGGACCCUGGAUUCGAAGAUGGUCGUCAAUUUGGUCGUGGGAAAAGUGGUGGUCAAGUCAGUGAUGAAUUAAGAUUUGAAUACGACGCCUCCAGAGGUGGGUUUGCCGUUCCAUUUGCUGAUAGAGUUGGCGGUGCUACUAGUAGUAAUUCUGUCCAUGGCUCAAUGGGUGGACCAAGAAGAGGUCGUUUCAACCCUCACAGUCGUCCAAAACCACGUUACGUUCCUCCACCAGAUGCUAUGGGUAGUUUCGCUAGUUCAUCUACUAACAACGAUGGCAUGGGCGGUGAUGAAGAAGAUGAAGAUACUUAUAUCCCUCAAUAA